AUGUCGGCGGGAGCUGCGCGCGGCGAGAUCGCCCUCUCCGAGGCCGACACGCCGCGCGACGCGCUGCUUGCCAUGCAGGCGCAGUACGAGCGGAUCGUCGACCAGCUCCGGCGGGACGCGGCGCAGCAGGAGGCGCUGCGAGAAGCGCAAGCUGCCGAGGGAGAGGCGCGGGUCAUCGAGCGCAUCUGCUCCGUGGAGAGGGAGGCGUCGGCGCGCGAGCUCCAGCGCCUAGCGACGAUCGAGGCGAUUCGUGCGCAGGCAGCGGUGCGACCAGCCUUGGCGGCAGAGUGCGCCGCGUGCCGGGAGCGAUCUGCGGCGCUGCGCGAGCUGCGCGAGCAGCGUGCCGCGACGGAGGGCGCGCUGCGCGCCACCCUCGCUGCGGAGUCGGAGCGCCUGCGCGGCGCGCGGCGCGAGGUUCUCGAGCUGCACGCUGCGCGUGCGAGGGAGGCGCUGGAGGGCGGAGCCGCCGAGGUUGGCGCGGCACUAGAGGCGAAAGAGGCGCUGGAGGCGAAAGAGGCGCUGGAGGAGAGGGAGGCGCUGGAGGCGCGGCUCGAGGCGAGCGAGGCGGAGGCGAGGUCGCUGCGCGAGGAGUGCGGCCUGGCGAGCGACGCGGCGCGCAGGCUCGAGGCGGAGGCGGGCGAGCUGGGCAGGGAGAACGCGGCGCUGCGGGAGGAGCUGGCGGAGGCGCGGGAGGAGCUGGGAGUUUCGCGGGAGGAGCGCGAAGGGGAGGGGGCGCGGUGGGCGCGCGCCCUCGAAGAGGCGAGGGCGAGGGCGAGGGGGAGGGCGGACGGCGCGGCGGCCGCCGCUGCGGCGGAGAGCUCAGCGCUUGCGCAGCGGCUGCGGGCGGCGGCGGCGCGCGCGGAGGCGGCGCUGGGGCACGCGGCCUCGCGGCUCGCCGCCUGCGAGAGGGCGCUGCGGCGCGAGCGGCGGGAGGGCGCGGAGCGGGACGCGGCGCUCGAGGUUGCGCUCGAGGAGCUGGCGCUGCUGCGGGCAGAGGCGUGCGAGCACAGCCGGUCGCGCGCGGCGGCGCGCGUGAGGAGCGCGCGCUGCCGGCUCGCUUCCUCGGGGAGCAGGGGUGCUCACGGCGGGACGAUGCGCCAUGGCUGUGCCGACUUGUGUACUCCGAGAUGUCUAUAG
Emiliania huxleyi CCMP1516 is the source of this 1137-nucleotide messenger RNA. RefSeq lists its product as hypothetical. Lineage: Eukaryota; Haptophyta; Isochrysidales; Noelaerhabdaceae. The transcript has 2 exons. The record is from RefSeq and is a predicted model, not a curated record. Bases 1 to 1137 code for a protein of 378 amino acids.